Messenger RNA from Nothobranchius furzeri (turquoise killifish), 1979 nucleotides. Its product is annotated as E3 ubiquitin/ISG15 ligase TRIM25. The record is from RefSeq and is a predicted model, not a curated record. Gene Ontology annotation, molecular function: zinc ion binding; protein binding. Lineage: Eukaryota; Metazoa; Chordata; Actinopteri; Cyprinodontiformes; Nothobranchiidae.
UCCUCCCACUUGGAAAAAGGCACUCCCCUCUGAGGGAAACUGAAACUAUUUCAGCUUGAUGAGUGAAAAUGGCUCACAGUUUGGAUCUGUUUGAGUGCCCUAUUUGUUUACACUUACUGGAGGAACCUGUGACCACCGCCUGUGGACACAGUUACUGCAGGAAAUGCAUCAACACUUUCUGGUGUUCAAACAGAGAAGAAUACAGCUGUCCUCAGUGCCGAACAACUUUCAACACAAGGCCUGAUCUUCAGAGGAACACCCUUCUGGGAAACCUGUUGGAGGAAUAUAAGAAGCAAAGUCAAAGUACUGCUGGUUGUGAAGAGGAUGCUGCCGCACCAGGAGAUGUGCUGUGUGAUGCCUGCACAGGGAGAAAAAGAAAAGCUAAGAUGUUCUGUCUUAUGUGUUUAGCCUCUUUCUGUGAGACGCACCUGCAGCCUCACGUCGAGGUACCGGUGCUGAAGAAGCACAAGCUGAUCCGAGCCUGCGCCAGGAUCAAGGAAAGCAUUUGCUCCCAUCACGACAGACGUCUGGAGAUUUACUGUCGCUCUGAUGAGCAGCUGUUGUGUCCGCUUUGCGUGGUGGAGCACAAAGGCCAUGACAUCGUAGAAGUUAUGACUGAAAAACAGGAGAAACAGCAACAAGUGGAUCGUGCUAGGCAGGAAAUCGAAGACAGAGUGCUGGUUUCACUGCUUGAAAUGAAGGAACUAACCAAGGCUGCAGAUGCCAUCAGAGAUGCCGCCUGGGAGGCCUGUGAUGACUUUGAGCGAGAGUGCUCAGAACACAUUAUUUCCUAUGUCAUCUUUCUGGAGAGAAAAUGCUCUGAGAUGAGAGACAAAGUUGGACAAGAGGAGAAAGUUGGCGUGGACUGGACAGCAGGUCACCUGGGUCAGCUGGAGCAGGAAGUGAAUAAACUGAGAAGGAUGGAGCACAGACUCCACCAGCUUUCUCUAAUAGACGAUCCCAUUCAGUUUCUUAAAGAUUUCCAGGCCAUGGGGGAACGUCCUGCAGUCACAGACUCACAGCAGCAAUUUCAAGCGCCGGCUCAGGUUGUGUCUGCACACAAAGACAAGCUGAAAAAAAUGUGCGACAAGCAAAAAAGUGAAUUAUUUGUUCAUUUUAAAGAUUUGUCAGUGUCAUCGUUUCAGAAGAAUCCUCGCAUGCCGAUACAAUCAAGAAAAGACCUUUUGCUCAAGCGCACCACUCUGGAUCUGGAUCCCAACACAGCACAUGAAUGCCUUUCCGUGACAAACACAAAGAAGGAGAUAUCAUGGGCAACAACAGGCCAAUCUCACUCUGAUCACCCAGGCCGAUUUACUCGCUUCUACCAGGUUCUGUGCCAAAAUGGCCUUCAGGAAAACCACUACUGGGAGGUGGAAUGGGACGGCGGCAUCGUCGAGGUGGCUGUGUCUUACAAAGAAAUACAACGAAUGGGUUCAGGCAAAGGCAGCUGUUUUGGUCAUAACAAGCUGUCGUGGAAGUUAAUCUGCUCUCCUUCUGGAUGCACCUUUUGGCACAACAGUCUUUACAAAGGCCAGAUUCCUCCAGCUCGCUCCCAUAGAGUGGGUGUGCACCUCGAGUAUCGAGAAGGAAGGCUGAGUUUCUACAGCGUUUCAGGCCCAGAAGAGAUUAAGCUCCUGCACCAAAUCCGAACCACAUUCACCAAGCCGCUCUACCCUGGAUUCACUGUUGAUUUGGGUGCAACGCUGUCGAUUUGUGACAUUUGACCUUGUCAGUGAGCAUGUGAAGGAAUCAAAACAGUAAAUUAAUACAGCACAAAUAUUAAAUCUGUGAAAGAUUUUGUAGAUCUAUUUAGAUCAAAUAUAGAAAUAGGUAUUCUUUCACCUUUUAAAUCUUUAAUUUCUUUGUUGCUUUUUGGCUUUUUAAGAUGUUUUAGUUCUGGAGCUCUCUCUGUGUUUAAUCUAACGUCCAUUUUGUAAAACUGUUCUGAAAAUGAAGUUCAAUAAACAUUGCUGAACACA